Messenger RNA from Phytophthora nicotianae INRA-310, 1701 nucleotides. RefSeq lists its product as hypothetical. Gene Ontology annotation, molecular function: ATP hydrolysis activity; ATP binding. The coding region runs from base 22 to 1578 and encodes 518 amino acids. NCBI's taxonomy places the organism in Eukaryota, Oomycota, Peronosporomycetes, Peronosporales, Peronosporaceae. Gene Ontology annotation, cellular component: mitochondrion; cytoplasm. The record is from RefSeq and is a predicted model, not a curated record. The transcript is spliced from 2 exons.
GGUUCGCAUUCCAGACAGAGCAUGCUGCCAGUUCACCGGCUCCGUUCAUGCCUCCCAGGUACCCGUUUCUCACCGCGAUGGUUCGGUUCUCUUCCAACUCCAUCUGCAAAGCCCUCUGAAGCAUAUGCGGCACUAGUGAACAGUGAGGGCCUGGUUUUCGAUGCCAAACAGGCAGCCAUUACCCGCCGAUUUCUCGACAAACUGCAUUCUCGUCUGAAUGGCUACGCGUUACCCGUAUUCCAGUCUCCAAUAAAGAAAAAGACAAUAGGGAAUGAUGGCGACAACGAAGAACGAUUAGAGGAAAAGGUGGUGAUGGUUCCUCGCGGCCUGUACGUCCAUGGAGGCGUCGGAACAGGCAAGUCGAUGCUGCUGGAUCUCUUCUUCAGGAACGCCAACGUGCAGCGCAAGCGACGUGUGCAUUUCAACGAGUUCAUGCUUGAAGUACAAACGCGAUUGAAUCAAGAGAAGAAGAAGCAGUUGGAGCUCUACGGCAGGCAGCGACACAUUGUGCUGGACGAGAGUCGAGAUGUUGUGCUGCAAGUGGCUCACGCUAUCGCGGAUGAAAGUCACCUGCUGUGUUUCGACGAGUUUCAAGUCACAGAUGUGGCAGACGCACUUAUCAUGAGGAAACUUUUCGGUGUGUUCUUCGCGCGUGGGGUGGUGAUGAUUGCAACGUCGAAUACCCCACCACAGGACUUAUACAAGGAUGGCACGAAUCGUGAGUAUUUUCUGCCGUUUCUGGAUCAAUUGGCACAGCAUACUAGAGUGGUGUCGAUGAACUCGGACGUGGACUACAGGUUCCUCUGCGAGCCUAUAGGUGGCGAGGAGACGUUCUUGACGCCGUUGACAGACGCUACCAAAAAGAAGAUGGAUGCUGUGUACCAAGACCUACUGAAGCUUGGUGCUGACGAGAACAGCGGUGAUGUUCAAGACGAGCAACUGCGUAUUCCUGUGAUGAUGGGACGAACGCUGGACGUCCGAGGUCGUGCGAAGAGUGGCGUUUGUCGUGCAUCCUUCAGGUUGUUGUGCGAUACCGAGAAAGGUGCAGCGGAUUACAAAGCGAUGGCAGAAUGCUUCCAUACAUUAGUACUUGAUGACGUACCGGCUUUAAGUAUGGCGCAGCACGACCAAGCAAGACGAUUUAUCCUGCUUGUAGACGAGUUAUACGAGCACCGAACAAGGCUUGUAUUAUCAUCUGAAGCUGCCAAGCCUCGAUGUAUUUUCUUGUUUGACGAUGAGAGCGUACGUGUUGCGUCGGAAGGGGUUAAUAGCCCUGCUGCUAUUGAGGAGGAGAAGCAGCGUGUAAACAAGGAGAACGCAGCUGUGGGUGUGCCGACUACCAGCUCUUGGGAUGCGCCUGUAGGUGCCUAUGGUCCGUCACAGAUGGCCGGAUUGGAUGUAGGCAACCUGGUUGCGCUAAAAGACUUGAAGGUUGCAUUCAAGCGUGCUGUAUCACGACUUCGAGAGAUGCAAAGUGAACGCUAUCUUGAGGAAAACAUCUGUUGUCGUCCUCAACGGAUGGAGCGUCUUGAGCAAGUUGUUCAAGCUAUCACCGAAAGUAGCACAGUCCACAAAUAACGAGAGCCAGUCUACUAUUUCAGUGUUAGUAGUAGUUUUAAAUCUUAGCGGGAAAAAAUGCCCUUGUUGCGAGGUUGGAGUUGUGCUUAGCAAGAAAAUUCUUGUCUGAUGCUUGUCUUGUCG